UCACAGACGUGAUUAGUUUGGAUUUCAGAACACAUUGCAACACUUCCGUUUUGAACACAGCUCACCUUAUUAAUGCAGCAUUACGUCAUUUCCAUGCGCCUCUAACUGCAGACACAGUAUGGGAAACCUUCGUAGAAUACUUCUUACUCAGUUACUAACCUUCCAUUAUAUUUGGGGGGAGUGGACCUGCCCAGGGUUUCUGUGUACAGAUGGAGGUUGCAUUUCCCAGAGUGCUCUUUGUGACGGCACCGCGGACUGUCAUGAUGGCUCUGACGAGUUCGAGGACACCUGUGGUUUGCUCCAAUGUAAGAAGGAUGAGUUUGCCUGUGGCAGUAGGCGAUGUGUAUCUCUCCUCUUCCGCUGUGAUGGCACUGACGACUGUGGCGAUGGCAGUGACGAGGCCUCCUGUCAUAAGAACUGUACAGCCGAGUCCUUCCUCUGUGAGCGGACAGGGAGCUGCGUUGCCAGGGCCAAGCUGUGUGACGGCUGGCCCGACUGCCCCGUUGGGCAGGACGUGGGUGCCGACGCAUGUCCCUCUGGCCAGACCCGGGCCCCUCACACUUGCUUCAGCUCUGAGUUCAGUUGUGGGGACGGCCAGUGUAUGCCUCACUCCUGGAGGUGUGACCACUCGCCAGACUGUGCUGACGCGAGCGACGAGGACGACUGUGAUCAGAAUGAGUGUCUGGUGAGCAAUGGCGGCUGUUCUCACCUGUGUGUAGACCUGCCCAUGGGCUUCCUCUGUGACUGUCCCGCUGGCAUGAGGUUGGUGCACGACACCCAAUGUGAGGAAAUUGACACAUGCCUCGACACUGACGUCUGCAAUCAACUAUGUGUACAUGUCAACGGAACUUUCUCCUGCGACUGCCACGAGGGCUACCUGAUGAGCCCAAAGACAGGGGAGUGCAAGGCUAAAGGAGAUGUGGCUCAGCUGGUGUUGAGCAGUUCUGAGGGGGUACGCUGGGUCAACACUGCAGGUAUGGAGUACAGGGAGAUGGCUGCUCACUUACUGGGACCAGGGCCUAUGGCUGCCCUCACUGCAAACCGCACUCUCUACUGGGCAAGGCCUGGACAAGGAUCUAUCUACAGGAUCUCCAUGGAUGGGAAGCCCCUGGAUCCUGUUCUGCUGUUGAAAAGCCAUGGUGCUGUCCUAGGUCUGGCUGUGGACUGGAUCCAUGAGCAUCUCUACUGGACUAACGCUGGCACUCACUCCAUCGACGUGGCCCGCCUGGACGGCUCUGUACAACGCCUCCUGAUAGGAGGGCUGGCCAUGCCCACUGGAGUGGCUGUGGAGCCCUUGUUGGGGCUCCUGUUCUGGGCAGAAGGUGGCAGCUCCCCCAGGAUCGAGUGUGCUCUCCUGGAUGGACAAGGCAGGCUGCCACUAAUCACCUCAGCCAUACGGAACCCAGUUGCCAUCUCUCUGGACAUGCCUCGACGACUCCUGUACUGGGUUGACUCAGGGAUGCGCACCAUCUCGAGGGUAGGGUUCGACGGGCAGCAUCGCAAAACUGUGGUGGAGUCCAAUGGAUACCUGGACAGGCCCUUUGGAUUGGCCGUCUUUGAGGCUCUGCUGUAUGUGGAAAUACCAGUAGAGUUUGUCCAUAUGAGUGUGUGCCAGACCUUUUCUCUGGAACAGGCUCUCCCAGCUUCACCUGCGUUUCUCCAACAGGUGGUGGCGCAGCGGUGUCUGAUACCACCUACGCUGGAAUCCUUUCACUUAUAGUGGUCCUGAGUGUGCUGUUGGUGGGGGGGGCGUUGUGGUGGUGGAAGGAUGUUUUCAAGCCCUCCAGGACACUCACCUUCCAAGAUUUCUCCCUGAAAGAGUCCCAGGAUCCACUCAUACAUGGCCCCUGAGACUUGUCCUGUCAAGGUAAGCCCUGCCAAUGAACAGGAUGAGUCAGUGGGCUUUUUCACGACAGUAUGACGGGGGGACAAUUUCCUCAGUGAAGCGUCUAUGGGUAAUUUUUACUUUUAAUCGAUGUAGCAAUUGAAGGCAUUUUAAUACAAUUUAUUACUUGACAUUAUGAGCAAUGUCUGUUUUUAAUGAAAUUCAAUCAAGUUCAGUUUUAACUUCUAUUUAAGGGAUUCCUGUUAAAACCGAUAUAGAUCUCAAUGGGAAUGAAGAAUAAAUGAAAUAAUUUGAUAAAAUUGGGUUACCUUAAAUUAAUAAAGGAUGAAUUAAAUGAAUGUAAUCUAAUUGACUCCAAGGACCCUGGUGUCUCGAAACCGUGCCUCACCUGACAGACUGCCCUCUGUUAAAGGGCUUAAGUGAAGAAUGUGAUCUAUAUGCUUAGUAUACAGCCAUCUCCUCCAUCAGGACACCCUGCUAAAGCUGGACUUGGACUGCAACUGAGUGUCCCAAGUCACUUGCGUAAGAGACCGGUGUCCAGCAGUGCUCCCGCUUGACUGUGGCUCUCCACUUCAGUUUCAAUGAAGGCUAGAAAAUGACUUGUACUAUUGACUUUUUUUCCAGUCAUUGAUUUUCCUGACUUGACUGUAAUUGAAUUAGAAUUGACCCUAGCCUUGGUGGUCCUCAUGCAUAUCAGUUAUUUAGCUACAGAUGGACACCUCUGCCUAUGUGGGGUACUGUAUCCCUCAUGCAUACACUUUCAUUGUGACAUCUGUGUCCUUUUGCACUCAGUUGACUAUGUCCAAAGUUUCGUAAUUCAUAUUUGGACUAAUAUGUAGAUACAUUGUAUGUAUAUAUAAAUCACUCCACAUUUGAUACAGUGUAUGCAAAACAAUGUACCAGCCUUACAACUGAACCAGCCAUACACAGAGACAUGGGUUGUACAUUCUGCUCCUAGUUACAUGCAUCUCUGCUCUUAUCUGGUGUUUGGGGAUCAACUGAAGUUGAGGUGUGUUUUAAUAUAAAAUGGCAACAAGGGAGUAGAAUGUGGCUCUGAUGUUGAAGUAGAGAAUUCACUUAACACUGUAAUUUAGUCUUUUUUUUUUUACUGGUCUGUAUUGUUUAGAUCAGUUGCUAUGCCUUCAUUGAAAAACAAUUGUUUGCCUUUGUUUGAUUAUUGUAAAUUAUUUGUUGUCCUGUGUUUAAUCUUAGAAAAAGAAUGCCUUUCUUUGGAUUCUUAACUACAGAGUGAGCUGUAUUUAUGUUUUGAAGUGAGGUUCUAUUUAUUUUUGGAAGGACUGCUGUUAUUGAAGCAUGACAAUUUUUGUGGUUACUUUUGAAUAGUCUUUCAGUUCAUCUUUACUUGUUGAGUUUAUUUAAUUGAAAUGGAAUGAAAAAUAGUUUUCUCCAUAUUCAUGAGGUGAUUUCAUUAACUAAUAUGCUAUCUUUCAUGGUUGGCUAUUAAUAUCAUAUCCUAUCACCUUAAUUGAUAAAAGGCUUGAUCCUGCUUUUGCAAUAAUGGCAAUACAUUUUGAAUGUACAAUUGCUUUGUAAUGUGGUUGCCUUUAAACCAGGCAUGACAAGAAUUAAUUCCCUUACUUCCUUUUUUAGUUCAGAUCAAGGAAAAUGAACAAGGUAAUAAAGCAUUGUAAAGCGAUCACCUAGAGUAGUACUUUUAUUAUCACAGGGCAGUUAAACGUCAAACAUUACCAUAGUUUAGCCCACUCAUGCAUGGCUGUCUUUUAAAUGUAUAGCCUUAGGUGACUGUUGGACUUUUGACCUCAAUUCUUCUGAGGCGAUAGGGCAUCCAGGUUAAGUAGUUUUCUGAUGAUGUACAAUCAGGUCCAGUAGAGUGGAUUACGGUGGUGGGGAUUACUGAAUGAUUGAAUGAAUGAUUGACCUCAUUGUUCUUAAUUUAUUUACCUGUAUAAAUAAAGGUGAAAUAAUAAACAAAUAACAAAUUGGCUCCAA
Messenger RNA from Salmo salar (Atlantic salmon), 3817 nucleotides. NCBI's taxonomy places the organism in Eukaryota, Metazoa, Chordata, Actinopteri, Salmoniformes, Salmonidae. The record is from RefSeq and is a predicted model, not a curated record.